ACUGGCGUGGAAUUAGAACUUAUGGAUUCCAUGCCAUUAUUAGAAUGGCUAGCGAACAAUUACAAAUCGUAUGGUGCAGCUUUGGAAAUUGUUACAGACCGAUCGCAAGAAGGAGCACAAUUUGUGCGAGGCUUUGGUGGUAUUGGAGGUCUUUUGCGUUAUCGCGUAGAUUUCCAACUGAAUGAUCUCAAUGACGAUAUCGAAGAUAUCAAUCUUGAUGACUAUUGA
Molecule: messenger RNA, 228 nt
Organism: Cercopithifilaria johnstoni
Lineage: Eukaryota; Metazoa; Nematoda; Chromadorea; Rhabditida; Onchocercidae
Source: the annotation of a GenBank genome assembly